Eleginops maclovinus (Patagonian blennie) is the source of this 2802-nucleotide messenger RNA. RefSeq names its product mitochondrial nicotinamide adenine dinucleotide transporter SLC25A51-like. Gene Ontology annotation, molecular function: NAD transmembrane transporter activity. The transcript is spliced from 2 exons. Lineage: Eukaryota; Metazoa; Chordata; Actinopteri; Perciformes; Eleginopidae. Bases 986 to 1924 code for a protein of 312 amino acids. The record is from RefSeq and is a predicted model, not a curated record. Gene Ontology annotation, biological process: mitochondrial NAD transmembrane transport. Gene Ontology annotation, cellular component: mitochondrion.
GUCUAAACCGUUUGCAACCUUAUAUUUCACUCAAAACUGUGAAUUGUUCAUACUUCAAGUCCUCUCUUUCCGUGUACCUUCGUCUAAUUUGAUUUUCUUUGUUAAACCAGUAAACAGGAAACCGACUUUUUUUGGUUUUUGCUCUUCAAAUGACUCAGUGCCCACAGGAUCUUUGGAGCGAGAGGAGGGACUCUUUGAAGUCAUUUCAAAACAAAAGCCCUCGUCUGCUAAAAGACACUUGUCAAUAGAUCAAGGGUUUAUUGAUCCGUCAAGUUUGAAUCGUCAUUAUCUUUCUAACUUAACCAAACUAUGAAAGCUAUCAUCCCGCUCUAUUUAACACUGGUAUUAUCAAUAUAGUAUCUGAGAGGGAGCGAAGGAGAUGAAAUGUAUUUUACCAGACGAGGGCUUUUUUAAAAAAAUCACAUCCCAGAUUUCCGCCCUGGCCCUCGCCCCCAAACUUCGGCUCGCACUUAAUAAUGUAAAGAGCAAAACAGAAAGAAAAAACGUUUGUUGUCGCUUUUAAGAUGACUGGUUUGAGAAUGAAAAGUAAUUGAAACGAAGGGACGCGUUUACCUUCGUUUCAAUUAUUUAUUUCCGGACUCGAAUUGUUAUUUAGGUGACUGAACAUAAAUGGCACUGUCAUGCUUAAUAGGCUGCGCGAAGCUCAAAAAGGAAGGGAUUUGAUUACUAGGAAAAAAUUAGGAUAAGGUGUUGGAAACUCAUAGAGGAGUAAUAUAAGCCUAAAAUAAUUUUGUUUAAUUAAAUAUGGUUUCGUUUUUUACAUGUGCACAUAACUUUAGAUUUGCAGAAGUGCGCAGGCGCGUUUUCGCGGUCACCUGCUGCUGCAGCCCAGACAGACACGACCUACAGCUGUUGUGACCCAAUUACCCUGCAGAAAACUGCCCGCCACCUGUCCAGAGACAGGACAGCGUCUGAACAGCAGAUGUGAUGCUGGAGGAACAGGCUGUGGAGCUCUGAGCCUCCCAUGGAUGUCAGCACCAUGGAGUCGAAGUCAUCCCAGACCCCUCAGCCUUCGGCCGCCCUGGCAAAAGGCGGCUACUCCCUGCUGUCUAGUGGAACUCUUGGUGCCGGGCUGGGCACCCAAGGGAUACACUAUUUUUGCGGCUCCGUUGCAGCUUUUACCAACAUUGUGGUGACUUUCCCAAUCCAGAAGGUGCUGUUCCGCCAGCAGCUACACGGUGUGUUGGCCAAUGAGGCGGUGCGGCAACUGCAGAGGGAGGGGCUUAGGAAUCUUUAUCGGGGUCUGCUGCCCCCGCUGCUCCAGAAGAGCACUACAGUGGCCAUCAUGUUUGGCCUGUACGAGGACUUCUCUAGAGUCUUACUAGACCGGGCCGCUGGCACAGGUGUGCCGGAGCUGGCCACCCGGAGCUUUGCUGCAGCGUUGGCAGGAACCGCAGAGGCCCUCCUAACACCGUUUGAGCGUGUGCAGACUCUUUUACAAGACCAUCGUCACCACGGGCGCUUCAAAAACACAGUCCACACCUUCAGGACACUUGUGACUGAGUAUGGUGUCAGAGAGUGCUACCGUGGCCUGGUGCCCAUAAUUAUUCGUAAUGGCCCCAGCAAUGUGCUCUUCUUCGGGCUCCGUGGGCCCAUUAAGGAGCAGCUCCCAGAAGUCAAUAGCCGGGCAGGCCACAUUCUAAAUGAUUUUGUAUGUGGAGGGUUGUUAGGGGCAGCCCUGGGCAUUAUGUUCUAUCCCUUAAAUGUGGUCAAGUCCCGGGCCCAGUCUCAGGUAGGUGGAGCCUUCCAGCCUUGCAGGCAGGUGCUGCUAACAGUGUGGAGAGAAAGGGGGGGCAGUGUGGCCAUGCUGUUCAGAGGGGCCACUCUCAAUUACCACCGUUCACUGCUCUCCUGGGGGAUCAUCAAUGCCACCUAUGAGCUGCUGCUGAAGGAGCUGUCAUAAUAGAGAUAUAGAGAACAAGAGAAAGCAUUUAAAGGGAAAAACCUGUUUAAAUUGUAAGAGUCAUUUGUUGAAAAGAAAGGAAACCAUUAAGUAAAGCCGAUGUACUUGCUGUCUGGCAAUUUUUUGGGGGCCCACAGACUGAAAGACAGCAGCAUAGUUGCACUUCUAACAGGGGCCAACAGUCAGUGUAAGAUAACCCACCUGCCACAUGCCAUGACUAUUUACUGUUGUCAGUAUUUAAAACAAGACACAAGCUUUAGCCUAUACAAAACUUGUGCCGGGGUCCAAUUAAAAUGCCCUUGUUUGCUCUCUGUACAAACAUGUUGUUGAGCAAACUAAAUUAUGCGCUUUUUCCCCACAGUUUCAAGCAAAGGUUACUUCACUGGAUUAACUGUUUCAUCGUAUGUGCUGUGCUGAUUUGUGGACAACAUGCGUCUGUUUGUUUGACCGAGAGUAUUUCCUCUGUCAGGCUGUUUUGUGCCCCUUAACUUAAUCACUUUUGUACUUUUGACAAUGGAAAUACCCCAACAUGUUCCAUCAAGAAAAGUGUAAUAAAAUAUAGAGUUGGCUGUAUUAUUUCUCUUUGUGCACCAUCUCAAACUAUUCAGCCUGUAUAAAUAUUAUAUGAUCAAAAAUCUUUUAUUUCAGAAAUUGUUUAAAUAAAUGUGAGUGAUAUAUGUUCUUGGAAAUACUGUCAGGCGGUUUUAAACAGUUUCUCCUUUUACACAUGAAUUUCUUUUUUGGUCAAUUCAAAAUGAAAUGUUUUUUCAGGCACAAUUUGUCUUUGUCUCUUUGUUUGAUUAAGAAAGUUCUCCAGGCAUGUGUUGUUUGAGUUUUGAGAAGUGCCCGUUGAUGUCAGUAAAACAAAGUUACACACA